Messenger RNA from Cyprinodon variegatus (sheepshead minnow), 7166 nucleotides. It is a transcript of the gene tns3, whose product is annotated as tensin 3. The record is from RefSeq and is a predicted model, not a curated record. The transcript is spliced from 26 exons. Gene Ontology annotation, biological process: dephosphorylation. Gene Ontology annotation, molecular function: phosphatase activity; protein binding. NCBI's taxonomy places the organism in Eukaryota, Metazoa, Chordata, Actinopteri, Cyprinodontiformes, Cyprinodontidae. Bases 365 to 4438 code for a protein of 1357 amino acids.
ACAGCGCGGUGGGAAAACUAUCCUUUGCUAGAACUUGUGGUGGGUUUAACAUAUCACUGUCUGUGCUGGAGGAGUUGAACUCUACGGAAUAUUUAGGAGCCGAACAAAUACUUACAUUUUUCACCUUGAAGAAAAGGAAAAAAGCAGAGGAGAGCUAGAGGAUUGUUAUGAGAAAAUAAAGGCCCCUGGGAUCACAUUCCAGCAGAGCAUAAUGAAGCUCUCAGUGCGCUCUGCGCCUGUAUGACGGGCGGAGCGCCGUUUGGAUCUCAGCGCACUCAUUCUCUGUCAGCACCUUUGACUGACUCAACUAUAUAGACCAGACUUCAAGCUUCUCCUCAAACGGAUUAAAAGAAAAAGAUUCAUAAUGGAGGAGGGCUACGAGCUCGACCUCACCUAUAUCACAGAGCGGAUCAUUGCUGUCUCCUUCCCUCGUGGCUGCUCCGAGGAAAUCUACUCGCACAACCUAAAGGAUGUCACGCGAAUGCUCAAGUCUAAGCAUGCAGAUAAUUACCUGAUUAUUAAUCUGUCAGAGAGAAGGCAUGACCUUACCAAGAUGAACCCAAAGACUUUGGACACAGGUUGGCCAGACCUACAUGCCCCUCCGCUGGAUAAGAUCUGCACCAUCUGUAAGGCCAUGGAGAGCUGGCUGAAUGCUGAUCCUUUACACGUGGUUGUUAUACACUGCAGGGGUGGCAAGGGUCGAAUUGGUGUUGUCAUUUCCUCCUUUGUGCAUUUCACUGACGUAUCCGCCAGUGCUGAUCAGGCAUUGGACCGCUUUGCCAUGAGGAAAUACUACGAUGAUAAGGUCUCAGCUCUGAUGACACCUUCGCAGAAAAGGUAUGUCUGGAUCCUCAACAGUUUGCUAAGUGGAUCCAUGAAGAUCAAUGCCUCGCCGUUGUUCCUGCACUGCGUCAUCCUUCAUGGGAUCCCAAACUUUGAUACCGCCAGCAGAGUGUGUCACCCAUACAUCAAGGUCUACCAAGGAAUGCAAGCAGUGUACUCCUCUGGAGUCUAUCACAUUGGUUCAGGUCACAGGGACCGAGUGUGCAUCAAUCUGGAGCCAGCCCAGCUCCUGAAAGGGGACAUUAUGAUAAAAUGCUAUCAUAAAAGUGACAUGACCUCUGAGCAAGAGGUGAUUUUCCGGCUGCAGUUCCACACGGGAGCAGUACAGGGUUACAACCUGAUGUUUGAAAAAGAAGACAUGGAGAACGCCAACAAAGACCCCAGAUUCCCAGACUAUGGCAAAGUUGAGCUUGUCUUUUCUGAGGGACCAGAAAGAAUCCCAGGUGCUGACAGGUGGCAAAAUGGGCCAGAUAUUACUGUGGAUUACAACAUGGCAGUUUCUCUUAGCCGCUGGGACUCGUACAAGAACAUCUGUGAUGGUGAAGCACCGCGGUCUCAGGGUCUAAUCCACGACAGAGCAGCUAGCAAGAGGAGCGUUGUUGGUGGAGAGGCCACUCUGAACAGAGGGACCCGUACAACGUCCACCACCUCAAGCCCUGAUCAUAGCGACCAUGCUCUCUCUGUGAGCAGUGACUCGGGCCUCUCAAGCACAUCCCUGUGGACAGAAAGACCCGCACUUGCCACCACCACCACCACAACAACCACAAGCACCAUUGUGAAGACUAACCAGGGACCCAGUCCGCAGGAGAAGGUCCAGCUGAAACAACUCCUUAGUGGUUUUGGUCUGGAAGAUCCUUCCCUGGAUGAGAUGGAUGAUCCGGGCCCUAAGGUAGAUUUGAAACAGAAACUUCAACCACAGUUGCACUUAAAUGGAGACACCAGACCCAGAGAAAGAGAGACUGACAUCCUUGAUGAUGAAGUUAUAACAGGUCACGAUCUGCACAGCGUGGAUAGCCUAGGAACACUGUCAUCCUCGUGCCAUAAGAGCAGCCAGAACUCCCUUUUGUCAGAUGGCUUUGUUUGUCUUGGAUCAGAGGAGCAUCAAAACCAGAACCACCUGCCGAGCAGUGCACCCCAACACAUGGACGAGUUUGAGAGAUCCCAUGCUGAGGCUAGAAAAGCCUUUUUGAGCUCAAGAAGCAACUCUGUGGCUUCCAGUAAUCCCAGCAGUGCUCCUACACCAAAGCAGCAUGUAUAUAGACAGGGGAGCUACUCAACUCAGUCCUGGGUUCGACAACAACAGAUGGUCGCUGCACAGCAAUACAACUACAUGCCAGAGAAUGGAAAUGAAACAGAAAGAUAUUCCGGGAACAAAUGUAGGAGUACUUCACCCAAAGAAGGCCUCGCAAUCGAAUCACAGAACACCAUCAGGAACACAAACGUGGACACCGUCAAAAGCUCAGCACCUCACAAACAACAGCCAAACACCAGUAGCAAUAAAAACGAAAAGCAUGAUGACGAGAUAAAAUCUCUUACAAUGGAUAUUGAUAACUCCAUUGACCAGCUGAAUCAGCUGAUCAUGGACCUGGAUCCCACGUUUGUGCCUAGAUCAGGCCUCAGCAACUCUGUCAACAGGGAUGGAGGGACACGGUUCAAUGGCUUAGAGGGGAAAUGUUCAAACAGCAUCGAUGUCGGAUUCAACGGUUGUAACACAGCAACCCUAAAAAGCACCCAUCAGACAGCUGCCCAGUCAAACGACAGGGGAGGUGGUGUCACGCGGAGUUUGAGUUACCAAGGAAAGGAUGUAAUGGAUCACUCAGGCUUUUCAGGGUGGAAUGACCCAGAGGAGUACAAAAGCCAGCAGACAUAUCCUCCAUGCGUCUCCCAUUUUCAACACUCUAAAUUGUGUAGAAGUGAUGGUACCAGCUAUAAAUCCCGGGGCCCUGACAUUACCAACGAAAUAGAGUCAGGACCUGACAUGACUCCACCCACCCCUGCAUUUCCCAUCUCACCGCCAACACCUUAUGUGUCCGAUUUCCCUGAACUUAGGAACACUCCAUCUCCCAACAUGCAGUCAUUCAGAGGCUUCAGAACAAAUCAAGGUAGGCCCAGAGAUGUGCAGUUUGUUUUAAAAGAUAUCAGAGCAGUAUUAAACUUUUACUUACUUUCUUGUCUACCCAGCUCAUCUGUGAAUCAUUCCUGGCCAGAGCAUCAUGUUCUGACCCACCAAUCCUCCCUGAAUAGCUUCCUCUCUGCUAGACCGCCAGUAUCGCACUCAACUCUGGACUAUGGGCAUCACUCCCCCCCUUUACACCUCCCUCAUGCCCAUCCUGCUCCCAAUGCGCACAGCUCUCCACGAAGCAGCCAGAGAAGCCAUAUUGUUUCCUAUGCCCUCAGCCGUAGUCCUCAAUGCAUUGAUGAGCAAGACGGGUCUGUUCAUACCUAUGGCAAAGAGUGUCCAGACAUGGGUGUAGACGGAGAUCUUUUGACCGCCAUGGAAGGCCAGCAUCAGUCACCGAUUCCCCAGAUACAGCCCCCUCUGCUGCCUGAAAAAAAGAGAGCAUCAGAUGGUGAACAUUCAUUGGGAACUGCAUCUCCAGCCCUCAGUGGGUUCUCCAGUCCUCACAGUGGGAGCUCCCUUAGUAUUCCUUUCCCUAAUGUGCUGCCUGACUUGUCAGCUCAAAUACCAUGUUCUGUCUCACCACUGCCAGAUGUACUUGUGGGCAAGCAGGUGUCUGUAAAGUUUGUACAGGAUACCUCAAAAUUCUGGUACAAACCAGAUAUCUCAAGGGACCAAGCUAUUUCAGUUUUAAAGGAGAAGGAACCCGGCUGCUUCAUAGUGAGGGACAGCCACUCCUUUAAAGGGGCCUACGGUCUGGCUAUGAAAGUGGCAACACCUCCUCCAUCGGUCAUCCAGCAGAGCAGAAAAGGUGGUGAUCUAACGAAUGAGUUGGUGCGCCACUUCCUGAUUGAGUGCACACAGAAAGGUGUGCGCCUUAAAGGAUGUCCCAAUGAGCCUUACUUUGGAAGCUUAACUGCAUUGGUUUACCAACAUUCAAUAACUCCCUUGGCUUUGCCCUGUAAACUCAUUAUUCCUAACAGAGAUCCACUCGAAGAUGUUGUGGAGAACAUUUCACAUUCAGUCACUAAUUCGGCUGCUGAGCUGCUGAAGCAGGGAGCAGCCUGUAAUGUAUGGUACCUGGGCUCUGUGGAAAUGGAGUCCCUCACAGGGGUCCAGGCAGUGCAGAAAGCCACCAGUAUAACCCUUAAUACCAACCCUCCACCAGUCCCCACUGUGGUACAUUUCAAGGUUUCCUCCCAGGGAAUUACUCUUACAGACAACCAGAGGAAGCUUUUUUUCAGAAGGCAUUAUAAUGUCAACACAGUCAUAUUUUGUGCAUUGGACCCUCAAGAUAGAAAGUGGAAGAAAGAGGGCUGCCCAUCAGCAAAAAUCUUUGGAUUUGUGGCAAGGAAAACAGGCACUUCAAUGGACAAUGUGUGCCACCUAUUUGCAGAACAUGACCCUGAACAGCCAGCAAGCGCUAUUGUGAACUUUGUUUCUAAAGUGAUGAUCGGCUCACAAAGGAGUAAGUAGGAUGGAGCUGAUUCCUGCUCAGACACCAAAAGACUGAGGACACAAAGGAUAAAAAAAGUUAGAUCUCCUGAUUAACUGGACUUUAACUCUCAUUGUUAACUGGAUGUUGCAGAAAUACUCACUGGUUACUAUUAGCAGAAAUAUAGUGAGAUUUUCUAAACAAGGAAAUGCAGGAAUGUGUUUUCUAAUUGAUUUUAAGCUAGUUUAGAAAUAACUCAGUGUUGUUUUUCCUCAUAUGUUUGCUAUCCUCAUAUUUCGGGCUUUUCCAAAUUGUUGUUUAAUCAGGGUUCUCGAUUUAUUUCCACAAGUGAGGUUAAAAAGUCUUAGAAUAAAUUAUGCUUUUUUUUUUGCAUCAUAAUUGAACUCGUCUGAAUAUUCAUCCAUUUUUUUAUAUAAUUAUUUAAAGAAGAAAAUAAAUUGCAAUAAAUUUUAAUCAAAGGGUUUAGGAUUUUCAGUUUAUAGUUAAUACUUUCCUGUUUGCAUGAGGUACAACAAUGCUUUACCCAGAGAGUGACUUUUUUUAGAGUCUUAAAAAUCAGACAAAUGAACGUGCUAUUUAAGGGAGGCAGAUAUGUGCUGCUGAGAAUAUGCUGUCGGCACUACAUACAUUAUUUUUUAUUUAUUUCAAUCCAAACAGGCUUAAUCAUGUAUAAAACAAACUGUAUUUUGUAGGUGAUAAGUAAGCAUCUCUUUACUAUUUCUGAGCAUCUCAGUUUGGAUUUUGAUUAUUUGAAAAACAGCACAAUAUAUGAGCAAAUUGUGCAUAAUUUGGUCUUUGGAACCACUUUUGUUUAUUUUGUAAGCAGGAGUGUUCAUUUGUUUUGUCUAUGCAUUGUAUAUAUAUAUAUAUAUAUAUAUAUAUAUGUAUUUUUAUUUCUAUUUUUUUGAGUAUGGUACGAUACACACGUAUAGAACUGUCUUUUAUAUGUUAAGAUCUUGUUCUUCUGAAUAUGUUUUUGAACACCAAUGUUUUUUAAUAGGGAUUUAAUGGAAACAUUCUUUUUUGUAUUAAAUGUAGAGGCUGUGUAUAAAACUCUCAACUAAACCCUAAUAUAUAUGUAUACAUAUAUUUAUAAACACAAACAGGCAUAAAAAUUGUUAGAAGACUGCUUUUCUGUAGUAGAUGAUUAAUGCAUAUGAAAAUCAGCUGGAUUUUAACCUUUUAUUUUGUUGAGAUACUAUCACAUAUGUAGUUUAGACUUUCUCUGUUUUUCAAAGAACACUGUCAGUCUUUUACUAACUAAUGUAAAAUAUCUAUUUAGUUCAGUGUUGGAAGUUUUUACAAAUACAAUGUAUUUGCCUUACUCCAUUAGUCACCUGUCAAUGACAUAAACCUGCUCAUUGAUUCAGAAAAUAACUGAAUUAUCCAAGCCUAUAUUACUUGAGAUAACAGUUUUUAUCUAUGUUUUUGCUUUGGCUAUUAAUUCUAUUCAGAGAGAGACCUACAGUGAUAGAAAAGCUUUUGGUGGCGUUGCAUUAACAGUUGCAUUAACGGUUGAACGUGACCCUUUUUUUUUUUUUUUUUUUUACAAUGUAUUAAAAAAACUGCUAUUUUUCACUGUCUGACUCAUCAGACUGUUUUCCUCUUUUAGUUAAUUUAGAAUCACGCUACUUGUUAGUUUGCUCAACACCACAAUAAUACCAGAGAUAAUUGUUUCAGAUCAUUUCCAUUACUUUCUUCUAAUGGUGGCAUCUUUAGCCAUUCAAACAAUAUGUGAGUAUUAACACCAUGAUAAUGUCGAACCGCAUUCUUUGAUAAUGUUUAAAAUGUUCACAUUAACCCACAAGAAGAACUGUAGGAACUUGUGAUGAUUCUAGAUGAAGCUGGUAGCAGAUUAUCAUCAUCAUCAUCCAGUUAUGCAUCCUGCACAGGUACUGGCAAAAAAGAAAAGCAGUUUGCAAAUUGACUCAGAGAUUUCCUCUAGUCUGACAACAGAAUUUGAGGGUUUGUUUAUAAUCACAAAUGAUACUUUUAAAGGAAAAAGGGUGAAGCUUCUAAGGAGUUAUGAACCAUUACACACUUUGGGGUAGGAAGGUGGCAGUGUCAUGUUGUGAGCCUGUUUUGCUGAAAAUAUAAUGUGUAUAACAUAAAGGCAACAUCUCAGAUCAUCGCAGGGAAGAUGAACCUUGGACACAAAUUGGCACCUGUUAUUCUGAUAGAAUGGGCCAGGUUUGUGUCAUAAGAUGUUUUUGAAACCUCAAAACUUCAAGCAAGUUGAAACAUAUUCUAUUUCUUGCAAUUUUCUUGUUUUUAACCAAUAGAAAUAAAAAUGGAAAAGUUUAUUCUUUUGAUGCCACCAAGAACAAAAAUUUUUCUUUUUUUACAAUAGAUAUGUACAAAUUUGGUUUUAAGUUUACAUGAUUUACAGUAUAUGUAUAUGUGUGUUUGUAUGUCAUAUGCAUCAUGGUCAUUUACACUUGAAAUCAAAUAUUUACACAGUUCUACCUUUUAUGUAUGUAUCUCAUUCUUUUAUUCUUCAGUGAAAAACACUUUUCAUGCUCUUUUGUGUAUCCAUUUUAUUUUGUUUGAUGUGUGAUGUAAAUAAACAGUGGAAAACAUGUUAUCUGUUUGAAAAAAGGCAGGUUCAUAUUUCAGCAAAACACAUUUCAAACUCUAUAGAGAAGACUGCUACUCAAUGUAGGUUGUUUGUCUUCAGAUCUCAUGUUUUUUGUAGAUGAGCCAAAUAGAACGAUGAGUAUGGAUAUAUUAGAAUGUAAAACUAACAAA